Paramecium sonneborni is the source of this 764-nucleotide messenger RNA. Lineage: Eukaryota; Ciliophora; Oligohymenophorea; Peniculida; Parameciidae. The record is from the annotation of a GenBank genome assembly.
CAUGGAUAAUGAUUAUUAUGACUUUCUUGAUCAUUCAUUUGACUAUAAGCCAAAAAAGAGAGGACAAAGGGGUUAGAUAAAUCUCAUUUAAAUAUAGCUUUGACUGAUCAGGAGAUCAUUGUUCGUGAAAGAAUGAAGCUUGUAAAAAAUAGAGAAUCUGCAAAAAAUAGUAGAAAGAGAAAAAAGAUGUACGUUGACCUUUUAGAAAACAAAGUAUAUUUACCUUAUUAAUUUUAGGUGGCAGGUUUAAAUUAAUAGUUACAAGAAUAUAAAGAACUUCAAGAACAAAGUUAGGUUCUAUUACGAAAUACGCAAAUCCAAUUAUUGUUUGGAAAAUCAUAAAAAAAAUCAGAUUAAUUAAAUCAUUACUUUCAAGAAAUUUAUGAGUAAUCUAUUCCUAAAAUGGCUUUACAUUUUAAACAAGAAAAACAUAAUUCAGAACUCGAUCAUUGUUUUUAAAAUUUUUAUAAUUGCUUUAAUGAUAUAAAUAAUUUCAAAGAAGAAAUGAUCGAAGAAAUGCAAAAACUUGAUAUCACUAUGAAAUCUGCAAAAGAAAUCCCAGAGUUUAAUAAGUUCUUUGAACAUGUCUCUAAAUUAGAUUUUUCUAAAGAAUUAGACAGUUUAGAUGAAGUAAUUUACAUAUAUUAAUUCAUAAGGAACUUGCCAAUGUGAUUAAAACAGAUGACCUCCAAUUGUCAAUCAAAGACACUUAUGAUUUGUACAACAAAUCCUUGUAGUUUAUUAAGAAACCUAAAUUAAAUUGA